This is a messenger RNA of Dimorphilus gyrociliatus, 5203 nucleotides long. The record is from the annotation of a GenBank genome assembly. Lineage: Eukaryota; Metazoa; Annelida; Polychaeta; Dinophilidae.
CAUGUACUCAAAUCUCUCCGAUCAAUCAAAACGAUACAAAGAAAUUACACUUGCCGAUUUACCUUCGGCAAUUGCUGCUAGAAAGACAAGAGAGUUUCGUUGUCCACCUCAAGAACAAAUGCAAGCGUUCUUAAACUUUAAAUUUCCCUAUGAUCCUGAAACUGGCCAAUUAGAGUGUCCGUGUAAUGAAGAUAUUAAAGAGAAGCUGAGAGUUUUUAAGGAUACCUUAUUUAGGCAUGCUGGUCAUAAAGUUAAAGAAGAAGAAGUUGUUGAAGUAAUUGAUGAAGAUAGCAAACCAAAUUGGGGAGAUAAGCUUGUGCAAUUCGUAAUUGGUAUUGGUGAUGAUGACCAAUUAGAUGGAGAUAGCGAUAAACCUGACACAAUCCAAAACUUGAUAAUCAAUAGCGUAAUUGAAUGGGCUAAAUCAGAGUUUAUAACAGAUCAACAGUUAAUUAGGGAAAUGUUUUCGCUAUUACACCGUCAAUAUGAUGGGGUUGGAGAGUUGGUUAGGGCGUUUAGCAAAUCAUACGUUAUUAGUCAAAUGAAUAAAGAAGAUAUCAGUCUGCUACUAAAAGCAUUGGGAAACGUAAGGGCUUUAUUAAUGGUUCAAGUAGGGGCGGAUGAAGAAGAGAUUCUUAAGGCCAGCACUUGGCAACUGGCUGACAAUAAAGUCUUUUUUCAACAUCCCGAUCUAAUGAGGGCUUUAGCUGUCCACGAAACAGUGAUGCAAUUAAUGAUAAAUACUCUAAAUAAGACCCAACAGCAAACUGCCGCUGAGGGUCAUUCACCGAGAAGAUCGUCGAUAUCUUCUGUAAAUGAGGGACAAGGUGGUUCUUCACGUACAACUCCUUCAAGUAAGGACACGGCCGCUGACAUGGUCGUCUCCUGUUGUCGGUUCCUUUGCUAUUUUUGCCGAACUUCUCGGCACAAUCAAAGAGCCAUGUUCGAACACUUAGCCUAUCUGUUAGAGAACAGCUGUAUGCUCUUGUCUCGUCCCUCUUUGAGAGGUUCCUGCCCACUGGACGUUGCUUGUUCAGCCGUCAUGGAUAAUAACGAACUAGCAUUAGCGCUUCGAGAAAGUCAUUUGGAAAAGGUUGCUGUAUACUUAUCGAGGUGUGGUCAACAAUCCAAUCAAGAGUUGCUGGCUAAAGGAUACCCCGAUAUUGGAUGGGACCCUGUCGAAGGCGAAAGAUUCUUGGAUUUUUUCAAGUUUUGUGUUUGGGUUAAUGGGGAAAGUGUUGAAGAGAACGCAAAUUUGGUUGUAAGACUAUUAAUCAGACGACCUGAGUGCCUUGGUCCAGCUCUACGUGGAGAGGGUGGAGGUCUACUAAAAGCAAUGAAGGAUGGAAUACUUUUAUCAGAACAAAUUGUUGCUUCCAGAGAUGUAGAGGCUUAUAAGUUUCUCAAGGCUGUUACGGAACAAGAAGACGACGAUAGAGGGGAUUUUCUUCUACAAAGCAACUAUAACUUCUCAACACUCCCUCCAGAAGAUGAUGAAGAUUAUAUUGAUAUUGGCUCAGCUAUUUUGACGUUUUAUUCAUCUUUAGUCGAUCUCCUUAGCCGUUGUGCACCUGGUGAAGAAACCAUAAAAUCCGGUCGAAGCGAUUCGGUGAGGGCUAGAGCUAUAUUAAGAUCUCUUCUAUCAAUGGAAGAUUUAGAAGGAGUUUUAGGAUUGCGCUUUAUACUACCUGUGCCCAAAACUACUGACAAAGAUGGAAAUGAGUGUGAAGGUCCUGUAAGUGACACCCCGCCUGGACUGCUUCCAAUUCACAAAACGUCUAUUGUUCAAUUCCUUGAAAGAGUAUACGGGAUAGAUGAUCAGACAACCUUCUUUCGUUUAUUAGAAGACGGAUUUCUUCCUGACUUACGAGCUGCAACUACUUUGGAUGAUCUAGUUGGAGCAGCUGAAAGUGAUAUGGCUUUGUCAUUGAAUCGAUAUCUAUGUAACUCUGUCCUUCCUCUCUUGAACAAUAACACUGAUUUCUUCAAAGAUGCAGAUCACGCAUCAGCAUUGUUAGAUUCUCUUUUAUCAACUGUUUACAAGCUAUCAAAAGCAAGAAGCCUAACAAAGAUACAGAGAGAAAUAGUCUCCGAUUUCCUUGUAACUUUCACUAGUCAAUUACGACCUCCGAUGAUGACAUCCCUGUUAAGAAAAUUGACUGUGGAUGUUCCCGCUCUAACUGAAAACACAAUUGUUCCUCUGAGACUUUUAACGCAUCACUACGAAAGGUGUUGCAACUAUUACGGAGCAGGAGGCUGGGGGUCAAACGGAACGGCUACAGAGGAGGAGAGACGUUUAACAAUGAUGUUGUUCAGUGGAAUAUUCGACUCUUUGGCUCAAAGAGCGUACGAUCCUGAAUUAUUUUCAAAAGCUUUACCGUGUUUAUCAGCCAUAGGUUGCGCUCUAUCUCCCGACUACGCUCUAACUCAUCAAGACGAAUCAUGGAAAACCGGUAAAAGUGGUUCUACGAAUGGCGCAUAUAAUCCUAAGCCAAUUUCUACUGCAAGCGCCAACCUCAACAAUGAUUUAGCAAAUGCUUGUAAAAAUUUUACUGAGCAUUGUCACGAUUCCUGGGCCCUAGCCAAAAUGGAUAAUGGAUGGGUUUAUGGACCAAAAUACAACGAAAUAAAAAAGCAGCAUCCUAGCUUGAAAGCGUUUAAGCUAUUAGAUAAUAGAGAGCAACAGAUGAAAUUGCAAAGUGUUGUUGAAUCAAUUAAAGCAAUGUUAGCAUUUGGUUGGACAGUUGAACAGGAUUCGUCAAGAGUUGUUAGUAAGAGUGCCAUAAAGUAUAAAAUAUCAAAAUCUGUUUCUGGGGAUUUCUCCCCAAAAUCUGUUGAUCUUAGGACUGUGACUCUUACUAGAGAAAUGUAUCAAAUGGCUGAAUUAUUAGCAGUUCAAUCCCAUGAGGUAUGGGCUAAAAAGAAGAAGGCUCAAUUAGAGGCUUUAGGGGGUGGAAUACACCCUCAACUCGUUCCCUACGAACAUCUUACAGAGAAGGAGAAGAGCCGAGAUAAAGAAAGAGUUCAAGAGCUGCUUAAAUUCCUUCAAUUAUUCGGGUUUCGUUUGUCUAGUAACGGUAAAACAACUAAGCCUGGAACUGAGUCAAUGUCAAGGAUUAGACGAGAAUCGGAAUCUGAUAGUGGAGUUGGGGUUUCUAGCACCGAAAAAAGAUUUGCUUAUAGUUUGUUAGAUAAACUCCUCGAAUACGUCGAUAAAGCUGCGUACAACAUGAAAAAUCAGAGACCAUCUUCUCGUAUGAGUAGACGUCAUAGUUAUUCAACAUCAACCGAAGAUGUCAAGUUCUUUAGUAAGGUUAUCCUACCACUAGUCGAAAGGUAUUUUGGAGCGCAUAAAAGUUACUUUAUCACCAAUCCCAAUGCUCCAAUUGGUAGUGGAGGUGCUUCUCUAAAAGAGAAGGAAAUGACAGCUUUACUUUUCUCCAAAUUAUAUGGACUGCUAAGGCAAAGAAUAACUGCUUUUGGUCACGAUGUUCAAAUUUCGGUUCGCUGUCUACAAACCCUUGUUACAGCCAUAGAUGCCAGGGCGGUUGUUAAGAGUAGUCCUGAAAUUGUGCGCUCAUCAUUGUUACCUGUCUUUAAUCAUGCAGCUGAAGAUUUAACUCAAGUUGUUAAUAAUUUAAAAACUGGACGAUUUAGUCAUGUGAAAGGAACUAUUACAAGAGGAGCAACAUCUCUAAAUUAUGUCCAUAUGGUCCUUAUUCCAGUUCUUACGUCAAUGUUCGAUCAUUUAGGAAGAAAUUCAUUUGGCUUUGAUUUACUUGUUGGAGAACAGCAACUCUGUUGCUAUAGAAUAUUGAACGCGUUAUACUCAUUAGGAACGAAAAGUUCUACGUUUGCUCAAAGAGAGUCGAUAGAAAGUGAACUAGCCAGACAUCGUCCAGCAUUAGGAGAAUGCGUCGCUUCGUUUUCAUCUACCUUUCCAGUUGCCUUUUUAGAACCAGAAAGAGCUCAACAUAAUAAAUAUUCCGUUCUAUAUGGUAUAGCACAAGAGGAUAUUGCUACGCAUUCAUUAGAAGCUAAAGAAGUUAUGGAGCAGGUUGCAGAAACACUACCUUCUCUAGAUAAGAUUGUGUCGGAGAUUGAAGGCUUAGCAGUUUCCGGGGGGAAAUAUAAUGAAGCCCCUCACGUGAUUGAAGUUACUUUACCUAUGCUUUGUUCAUAUUUACCAGCAUGGUGGGCAAUUGGACCAGAUCACGGUGGCGACGCUUCAAAAUCAGUUACUUCCGUCACAGCUAUAUUGAUGAACAACGUGCUGGGCAACGUUUUAUCACUUAUUGGAAAUAAUAUUGGAAGUUUGGAUGCGCCUUGGAUGAAUCGCAUUGCGGCGAGAACUCAGCCCAUCAUUGUAAAUGCAACAAUCGAUAUGCUUCCUGUUCACAUUCUUCCUGUAGCUAAAAAGUUAAGGGAUGCCUCACUGUCGGCAGAGCUGGAGGAAGCAGAUUAUUUGCAAGAGAAAAGACAUAGAACAGGAGGGGGAACGGACAAAGAUGACGCAAUUGAUGCUCAUAUACAGGAAGUAUUUCAAAUACUUGUCAGAGACAUAUACGCCUUUUAUCCUCUACUUGUGAAAUAUGUUGAUUUACAUCGUUCCACCUGGCUUAAAAAGCCUUCAAGAGAUGCCGAAGAAUUAUAUGAAUGCGUAGCAACAGUUUUUAAUAUAUGGUCCAAAUCUGGACUAUUUAAGAAGGAAGAGCAGAACUUUGUUUGGCAGAAUGAAAUUAAUAAUAUGGCUUUGAUAAUGCCCGGUCAGGAUGCUCAUGCGUCAGCCGCCCAAUCAGCAGAUGAAUCUAGAUCCUUAAUUGAAGAUGUGACGCAAUCGAAGAAAAAGGGUAAACGAAUAGGACGUGCCCGUAUGGAACCUACAACGAGUUUUAACGUAGCUUGCCUAAAACGUCUUUUACCCCUGGGGUUGAAUAUGUUUGCCGGCCAAGAACAAGAGCUGGUCCAGCAAUGCAAGCAAAGACUUAUAGAUGUAAGUUAAUACAACAGUAUUAUUUACAGCUUAUAAAAGAAACAUAUUUUUCUUACAAUUAUUUAACCAUUCAUUCUUUGUCUGUCUCUGUCUCUGUCUCUCUGUCUCACUCUUCCUCACUCUUGCUCUCUCACUUUCUUUCUCUCCAUCUAUCUAUCACUCUAUGACUCUCUCUCUUUUCCAUCAUUACAUUUUUUCUCCUUAAUCAUU